Molecule: messenger RNA, 258 nt
Organism: Clunio marinus
Lineage: Eukaryota; Metazoa; Arthropoda; Insecta; Diptera; Chironomidae
Source: the annotation of a GenBank genome assembly
AUGUUUGCGGUUCUCAGCAAUAUUGAAUGGGAUGAGUUGAUCUUUAAGUAUUCUCCUUCGUCUUCUCCUACUUUUGUUGGUAAUACCGUGAUAAUAAGUAUAGACGAACAAGAAGUGAAUUCGGGUUUUGACACCAACAACCAGAAUGAUAAAAAGAAGAAAUGUGAGGAUGAUAAUUUGAAACAUGAAGUAGAAAAUUUUAUUCAUGAAUGUGAAUAUCCAGCGGAAGAAGAAGGAAAAUGUUACUCAGUUCGCUAA